Molecule: messenger RNA, 1512 nt
Organism: Trichechus manatus latirostris (Florida manatee)
Lineage: Eukaryota; Metazoa; Chordata; Mammalia; Sirenia; Trichechidae
Gene: UBXN11
Product: UBX domain protein 11
Exons: 14
Coding region: 31-1512 (493 amino acids)
Biological process (GO): proteasome-mediated ubiquitin-dependent protein catabolic process
Molecular function (GO): ubiquitin binding
Source: RefSeq, a predicted model, not a curated record
UCCUGACGGCUAGAAGCUAGAAGUAGAACUAUGAGCUCACCUUUGGCCUCUCUUGGAAAGACCCGGAGAGUGCCCCUGCCAUCAGAGCCUGUGAAUCCAGGGAGGCGAGGAAUAAAAAUCUACGGAGAUGAAGAUGAGGUGGAUGUGCUGGAUGAUGGACAUGGCUCAGAAGAAAGGCUCUCGAUCCCUUCCUGCUACGGAAGAAUAGGCGCCCCUGUGGGUAGGCAAGGUGCUGUGUUCCGUGACUCGGACACCAUGUCCGCCAUGGCAAGGAAGUUGCAGGAUCUGGAGCGGCAGGUGAAGGCCCAGUCUGUGGAGAUGCUGUCCAAGGAUCAGAAGAUAUUGGCCCUGGAGGACUUGGUGCAGAACCUUCAGCAAAACCAGGGCAAGGCAUCCCUGCAGCGGCAGGAGGAGCUGGAGACAACGUGCAUGCAACUACAACGGCAGGUCGGCGAGAUGGAGCGGUUCCUCAAUGACUAUGGCCUGCAGUGGGUGGGUGAACCCACGGACCACGAUGACUCAGAGGGCAAGGCAGUCUCAGAGGAUAGCAAGAAGGACUGGAUGACAGUCAAGAAGUUCUGGAAGCCAGGGGAUUCAGUGGUGCCCCCAGAAGUGGACUUUGACAGGCUGCUGGCCAGCCUGAAGGACCUCAGUGAGCUGGUGGUAGAGGACGAGACCCAGGUGACGUCAGUGCCCGGCAGGGCGCGGCUCUGUGCCCUUGAGCCCAUCCCCCUGAAGCUUUACCGGAAUGGCAUCAUCAUGUUCGACGGGCCCUUCCGACCCUUCUACGAUCCCUCCACGCAGCACUGCCUUCGAGACAUCUUGGAUGGCUUCUUCCCCUCAGAGCUCCAGCGACUAUACCCUGAUGGAGUCCCCUUUAAGGUGAGCGACCUUCGCAAUCAGUUCUACCCGGAGGAUGGGCUGGACCUGUUCCCAGGCGAGGGCCGUGUGGUGGGCUGGCAGAAGAUACGCAAGGCCUCAGGCAGAUUGGAAAACUCAGGUUCCAGGAUGACUGCUGAGAGGUUUCUGAACAGGCUGCCCAAGGUCGUGAUCCGGCAAGGAGAGGUGGUUGACAUCCGUGGCCCCAUCCGGGACACCCUACAGAACUGCUGCCCAUUGCCAGUCCGGAUCCAGGAGAUCGUGGUGGAGACAGCUGCUUUGGCCGCGGAGCGUGAGAGGAGCCAGGGGUCGCCUGAGACGCCGGCGCCCCCACUCUCCACGCUGCGCAUCAAGUCCGAGAACUGCGAGCAGGCAUUCCUGCUGAUGAUGCGGCCCGAGGACACUGUGGGCGACGUGCGCGCCCUGCUAGCGCAGGCCAGGGCUGUGGACCCCACCACGUUCGAGAUCUUCAGCACGUUCCCGCCCACGGUCUACGACGACAACGCGCUCACGCUGCAGGCCGCAGGCCUGGUGCCUAACGCGACCCUGCUGCUGCGGGCGCGCCGGGCUCCGCCGCCCGUCCCAGAGGGCCGCCCCUGCUUCAAUCCAGACCCUAGCCCCAGCCCUGAAUAA